AUGCACUACUUCAAUGAAGUUUUGGACUUCAUAGAUUAUAUGCUCUCUGUUAGGCAGAAAAUCUUAUCUGGAGGUGUACCGUCUGAGGAACUCAAUGCUUUGCGGAUUCAGUUGGCAAGGAAGAUAGACCGUGGAAAUAUGCUUUUGAGUCUAAAUGUGACGAUCCGGGACGAGCAUGGCCUUGCUUAUGAUCCGGAUUCUAUAUCAUUUCUCCAAACAUAUAAUGAACAUCUAAAUGCUCAAAAACGCGUCGCAACAGAUUCCUUCAAGCUUGACCCUCAGGAAAAACCUGCGAAAGCUUUUUGUCUUUUGUUACGGGUGCAAUGUGUGGAGCUGCAAAUGAAAUACAAUUGUGAAAUUACUAUGGUACUGUAUGAUAUGGAAGCAAAACAUUUUGUUAGUGAUACGUUUACGUUCAUAUGGAAGAGCAGUAAUGAACAGAGUUCACGUGACCUCAAUAUUCGCGGAUUAUUUACGAAUUUUACUCAUGCCGAUAUCGGGAAACGUCUCGUGUUGAUCACUCGAGUUGCUCAUAUCUCUCCAGUUGAGCAUACGUCGUCAACAUUGAGGAGAAAUCAAGAGCCAGGUCCUCCAAACUUGUACUGUCGUCAA
Strongylus vulgaris is the source of this 612-nucleotide messenger RNA. The record is from the annotation of a GenBank genome assembly. NCBI's taxonomy places the organism in Eukaryota, Metazoa, Nematoda, Chromadorea, Rhabditida, Strongylidae.